This is a messenger RNA of Macrosiphum euphorbiae (potato aphid), 1680 nucleotides long. Lineage: Eukaryota; Metazoa; Arthropoda; Insecta; Hemiptera; Aphididae. The record is from the annotation of a GenBank genome assembly.
AUGACAAUACCACGACUGGAGUUGAUUGGUGCAUUGCUCCUUGCAUCAUGGUUGGCCUGGCUCAUUCGCAUUCUAGAGUUCCAGUUGGGAAUUUCUGAUGUAUUUGCGUGGUCUGACUCGCCCAUCGUGUUAUCGUGGUUGAACAUCCCGCACUUAGAAUUGGGGGAGCUGCCGGAAGUAAGACCAGUGUGUUUACUGACUUGUGAAGAUCCUCCAGUCGAAUGGUUUAUUCGGUUCUCCUCCUUUCACCAGAUGAUUCGCGUACUAGCUCAGGUACGUCGGUUCAUCCGGUUGUGUCAAAGGAGAAAGGUCGAGCUAGGUUUUCUCAAACAAGCUGAAUUGGAUGAAGCUACGCUCGUGAUCGUUAGGAGUGCUCAGAAUUGUUAUUUGAGCCAGCUAGUAGACGGCCUGCGUCGGGGGAGCCCGGUCCAGUCCAAGGCGCUAGCUCGUCUGUGCCCGUUCUUGGAUUCAGAUGGUAUAAUCCGCGUUGGCGGACGGAUGCAAAACUCCAAUUGGUCGGAGAAGCGAAAGCAUCCUAUGUUAGUUCCGAAAGAGUCUCAUUUAGCCAUUCUGAUCACACGACAUUGGCAUCUCUACGCGUGUCACGCUCGACCGCGUUUGCUCAUCGCUCUCGUACAACAACGAUUUUGGGUCAUUGGCAUUCGCCUGAUAGUUCAUCGGGUGAUCCGAAAAUGCGUGUUAUGCGCAAAAAUGUCGGCUGAUCAUCCACAACCCAUUAUGGCUGCUCUGCCAGGGUUCCGGGUCCGGGAAGCCCACCCGUUUUCAAUAGUCGGCAUAGAUUACGCAGGGCCCUUGCAAAUGAAGGAGCUCAGUCUGCGGAAGGCGCGCAUCGUUAAGGUUUACAUCGCUGUUUUUGUUUGUAUGACCACCAAAGCGGUGCAUCUAGAACCAGUGUCUGCCCUCUCGACGGAAGCUUUCUUGUUAACCCUGGAUAGAUUCGUAGGUCGCCGUGGCUUACCGUCGGCCAUCUAUUCGGAUUGUGGCACCAAUUUCGUUGGUGCGGCGAGGCAGCUGCGUCAAUUGGUCAAUAGUCCGGACAGUAGAGAUCAGUUCUCAGGUCAUAUUGCGUGUGAAUGGCACUUCAACCCUCCUGGUGCUCCCCAUUUUGGAGGAAUUUGGGAAGCCGCCGUUAAGUCGGCGAAGUCAUUGCUUGUUCGAGCAAUGAAUUCCCAAAUUUGGACUCUAGAAGAGUUUUCAACGGUGUUGUGUAGGGUAGAGGCUGCUCUGAACUCGCGUCCCCUAAUACCAGCAUCACCCGACCCAAAUGAUCUGGAAUGUUUAACGCCCGGUCAUUUUUUAAUUGGUCGCCCUUUGUUGUCAAUCCCAGAACCUGUUAGUACUAGCGCACAAGUGGGACUGCGGACUCGCUGGAAGCUCCUCCAGCAGUCCUUCCAAUUCUUUUGGCGACGUUGGUCUCGGGAGUAUUUGAACACCCUCCAAGCUCGUGGUAGGUGGACGAAGACUGAUAUCAAUCUCGAAGUUGGUACUAUGGUCAUCGUCAAGGUUAAUGAUGCGCCUCCGCUAUCGUGGCCAUUAGGAAGAAUCAUUGAGGUGUAUCCAGGAACCGACAAGGUGGUACGGGUAGCUAAGGUUAUUACUAAACAGGGGGUGUUCACCAGACCAGUGGUUAAACUAGUACCUCUCCCCACAGAUCCGUAG